AUGAAUAAGACUCAAGUCGAUCAGUAUUUAAGUCUGGUCUCCACUCAGAUCACUGACAUCACCUCUAAAAUCCGAGGCGCGAUUCCUCAUAAUAAUUAUGGACUCACUCUCAUCAUACUGUCCUAUUUGGCACUCUUCUCAUUGCCCAAAGUCUAUGAGAUGAAUAAGACUCAAGUCGAUCAGUAUUUAAGUCUGGUCUCCACUCAGAUCACUGACAUCACCUCCAAAAUCCGAGGCGCGAUUCCGUUUCCAGCGAAAAAAGAUAAGGAUAACUAA
Oppiella nova is the source of this 276-nucleotide messenger RNA. Lineage: Eukaryota; Metazoa; Arthropoda; Arachnida; Sarcoptiformes; Oppiidae. The record is from the annotation of a GenBank genome assembly.